AUGUCAAUAAAACGUCGACAGCUAUUCGUUGGUGUUCUUGAUAAUGAAACAUGGACUAAUGAAAAAUUAUGUGCAUAUUUCAAUAAACAUGCUAGUUCAAACGAUGAACAGUAUAUCGUUGAUUGUCAAAUAAUGUCAUAUAGUGAAGCAAGAUUUCAAGAAAAAUCUUUUGCAUUUAUCACAUUUACUGAUGAAGCUUGUGUUGACCGUUGUAUGACCAAAAGAGCACAAUUUAAUAAUGAUUAUGGAAUUACAAUAAAACGUUUAUUACCAGAUUCUAUAACGAAAUGUGAAAGACUUAUGUCGUCAACAGAUAUCGUUAUUCGAAUAUCUUCACCAGAUCCAUUAUUCACGGAAGAAAAUAUUCGUUCGUAUUUUGGCACGUAUGGAAAGAUUGUAGAUUUUAAAAUGCUUGAAGAAGAAGAUAGUGCUGGCAUAUGUUUCAUAACAUUUGAAGAUUUUGAUUCUUCCGAUCGUGUUCUUCUUGAUACUCCACAUUAUUUAAAUGGUCAAUUACUUUCUAUUCAUAAAUAUACUGCACCCGAAUAUAUUUGUAAUUUAUCACAAUUUCGUUUUAUUGAUCCAAAAAAUGCCUAUCAAGUUAAACGAUGGUAUCCAAUAUUUCGAAAUCUUACUGAUUUUAUGCAGCCAUUAAAAAUUUUAUAUAAAACACAAUUUGCUCUAGUUAAAUAUAAUAUGAAUAGACAAAUUGUAGUAAAUAAUCAAAAUUUAAAUAAAACAAAAGAAAAUUUACAUGAAUUUGAAAAUAAAUAUAAUGAUCUUAAACAAAACUUUCUUCAAUUAAUUAAUUUAAAUGAACAAUUAAAACAACAAAUUGAAGAGCUUGAAAAGAAAAAUGGAAAGAAUAAAAAUCAAUUUGAAAAUCAAUUUGAAGAACAAAAAAGAAAAAAUCAAUCAUUAGAAGAUGCUAUUUUGUUAAUGUCUUUAUCAAGCGAUUCAAAAGACCUUCAACGACACGAACUCUAUGUUGGUGUAUUUCAUAAAGAUUCGUGGACAUCUGAAUCCCUGAUUGAUUAUUUUCAUCGAUUGAUCAAAGGUAGUAGUAUUACAGAAUGUCAUUUUUAUCCAUGUGCAAAUGCAGUACUAAAUGAUUGUUGUUUUGCAAUUUUAACGUUUGCUUCAAUUUCAAGUGUUGAUCAAUGCUUAGCUAAACGUUCUCAAAUCAAUCAAGAAUAUCGAUUUAUUGUCAAAAGAAAUCUAAGAGAAGUUUCAAAAGAUCAAAGACCCAUUACUAAAUAUAUUUUAAUACAUCUUGAUAAAUUCGAUUCGUCUUUUAAUAAAAAAAAUAUUUUGGCUUAUUUUGGUAAAUAUGGUUCAAUUUUUCAAUGGAAAAUACUUGAUAAUGGUCGUACAUUUCUAUUAAGUUUUGAAGAUUAUGAUUCAAUAGAUCGUAUUGUUCUUGAUCAACCACAUGUUAUUAAUCAACAGUAUUUAUCUAUUCGGAAAUGUUAUAAUCCGUAUACACGUACACUAGCUUGUUCGACUGAUAAUCAGUUAAAAGAAAAAAUACGUAAUCUACAAGCAUCCAUUGAUAGAUCAAAAUAUAGGUACGAAUCUGAAUUUAUGAAGCUAAACAUACAGAUAGAAGAAGAAAUUGCUACAGUAGAAAAUCGUCUUUCAGAAACCAUGAAAUCAUAUAUUCGUCUUGAACGAACUCAACGUGAUCUCAAACAAGACUUAAUUAGCGCUCGUCAGAUUAAUCAACAAUUAAAAAAAAAACUUGAAGAAACUGUACAGAAAAAGGAAAACAUUAUUGAAGAAUUUGAAAAUCAACUUGAACAACAACGAUCUAUGAAUAAAUUAUUAGAAGAAUCUAUUUUGAAUUUUUCUUAA
This is a messenger RNA of Rotaria sp. Silwood2, 1854 nucleotides long. The record is from the annotation of a GenBank genome assembly. NCBI's taxonomy places the organism in Eukaryota, Metazoa, Rotifera, Eurotatoria, Philodinida, Philodinidae.